AUGGUCCCUUUGCGGGAGAGUGGCCAUGAAGAGGACAUCUGCCCCAUCUGCCGCGAGGGCCUGAGGAGGGCCGUGCGCACUGCCUGCGGACACCUGUUCUGCCAGGCGUGCCUGGCGCAGCACGUGGACAAGGCCUCCCAGUCUGGAGUCCUCUGCUGUCCUGUCUGCCGGAAGCCCUGUUCCGAGGGCGUGCUGGGGACAGGCUACACCUGCCACAUCCACCAGAAGAAGGUGCGCUGCUUCUGUGAGGAGAGCAGACUUCUGCUGUGUGAGGAAUGCGAGAAGUUCCCUGAGCACGAGUCUCACCGCGAGCUGACCAUUGAAGAGGCCAUCAGCCACUACAAGGAACGACUCUCCCGCAAGAGCAGGAAGGUCAGAAAGGCCCUGGGGGAUCUCAACAGAGAACAGCUACAGCCCAGGGCUCUGGAGGAGGAGAAACAGCAGACUGUGCAGUGGCCGGACCAGCCAGAGGACGUACCAGCAGAGGCACCCAGAACCCCGGAAGAAGAGCUGGACAUCCUAGUCACUGUUAUGGAGAGGAUGGCCAAGGAGCUGGACGCCAGCAAGCUGAAGGAUGCCAGUGAUUUGUUGGACAGGCUCAUGUCUGUGGCUUGCACUGCAGGGGUCGGGAUCCAAGACCUACCUACUGCCUGGGAACUGAUGGGAGCGCCCAUCUCUCCCAGUCUCAUUAAAACUGGAGUGCUCAGGUACCUGGGUGGCAUCCGCUCACCAGUGGCGAGGAUACGUUUACCCAUGGAGCCGGACAAUGGGAAGAACAUUCCUUGA
Molecule: messenger RNA, 786 nt
Organism: Condylura cristata (star-nosed mole)
Lineage: Eukaryota; Metazoa; Chordata; Mammalia; Eulipotyphla; Talpidae
Gene: TRIM40
Product: tripartite motif containing 40
Exons: 5
Coding region: 1-786 (261 amino acids)
Molecular function (GO): zinc ion binding
Source: RefSeq, a predicted model, not a curated record